UCUCUCUCUUCACCCUUGUUCCUUCUCACUUCACAACACCUCACCCAUUUUCCACUCUUUCCCUUCUACCUUGUUCCACCUCUUAAUUUUUCUAACAAAAUGGAGGAAAGUGUGCUAACAAAGAGGCCAAGAGAAGAAGAACCCCUAGAGAACAAAGAUAGUACUUAUGAAUUACUAGAGUCCUUAUCAAAGAGGCACAGGUCAUACAACCACAUACUCUCCCUCCUUGAAUCAGAGGAAGAUGACUCCACACAAGACCUAUCUUCUCUCAUCACUUCCCUCCAACAAGAAAUCACCAAUUGUGCCUCUGAUUCGGACACCCUUUUGAACCAACACAGCCUCACCAACACCACCACCACCACCACAACAAAUAGUAAUUUAGAGGAUUGUUCAUCCUCAACAACUAAAUAUUCUAGUGACAUGAUGGAGGAACAUGAUGACAAAGAAGGGGUCAUGAGACACCUUCUUGAAGCUUCUGAUGAUGAACUUGGGAUUCCAAAUAAAGAGGAUGAAUCACUCGAUCUUGGUGAAGAUGGGUUCAAGUUCAACGGUGGAGACAUGUUUUCUUCAAUUUGUGAUGGGUUGUUGUGGGAGCUUGAAGAUGAAGCUGCUAACUACUAUGAUCUUUUGCAGUCUCAACUCUUUCUCUAGUUUUUUUUUUUUGGUGGGGGAUAGAAAGUGAAAAACCAUAGUUUUCAUGCGUUCAAGAUGAAAUCCAAGGAGGAAAAAAAUGAAAAAUUUACUAGUUUUUAUUUUUUCAUUUUUUUGUCCCCUCUUUUUGUAAAUUAAAAUCAUGGGACGUUUAUGUGUGGUUGGUUACUACUUGGCAAUAUGUCGAUCUGUAGAAAAAGCAGCUAGGCUUAUAUAUUCACAUUACACAAAGUAAUUAAUUAGCUAGUAAUGAUCUUCUAAACUAUUUCAUAUGUUAAUUUUAUUGACUUUUAAGGGUAAAUGAAAAUUACUUCUUUUUAUUUUU
Messenger RNA from Glycine soja, 976 nucleotides. RefSeq lists its product as uncharacterized. Lineage: Eukaryota; Viridiplantae; Streptophyta; Magnoliopsida; Fabales; Fabaceae. The record is from RefSeq and is a predicted model, not a curated record. Bases 100 to 651 code for a protein of 183 amino acids. The transcript has a single exon.